This is a messenger RNA of Pungitius pungitius (ninespine stickleback), 932 nucleotides long. It is a transcript of the gene naa38, whose product is annotated as N-alpha-acetyltransferase 38, NatC auxiliary subunit. Gene Ontology annotation, molecular function: RNA binding. Gene Ontology annotation, cellular component: NatC complex. Lineage: Eukaryota; Metazoa; Chordata; Actinopteri; Perciformes; Gasterosteidae. The record is from RefSeq and is a predicted model, not a curated record. The coding region runs from base 104 to 442 and encodes 112 amino acids. The transcript has 3 exons.
CCGUUUCCGGUCCCUUUAAAAAAAACGAAAAAUGCUGUUUCCGGUUUAGCUGGUCCGUCGGACAAAUUGCUCCGCAAGCAAAUGUAGGAGAAGAAGAAGGGCUAUGGAUGCUAUGAUUGAGGAAAAUGGUCCUCCGACCCAUGAGCAGCCCGAGGUGUCCCCGUCGUUCCAGGCCCGGCGGAAACUCGAGGGGCUGCUGAACAAAAACAUGAAGAUCCGCAUGACGGACGGACGGACUCUGGUGGGACUUUUCCUCUGCACGGACCGAGACUGCAACGUCAUCCUCGGGUCGGCGCAGGAGUUCCUCAAAUCCACGGACAUGUUCUCCCAGGGCGAACCCAGAGUCCUGGGCCUGGCCAUGAUCCCCGGUCACCAUGUGGUGUCCAUCGAGGUGGAGGCGGACAGCCUGGAGGACACGCAGGGAUUCAGACCUCGCCGUUGAUGACACGUCUUGGCGCGUCUCUCAGAGGGGCUGAUGUACCGAGGAGAGGGCACGUCUCGGUUAGAGGAUUUUAUCAGACCUCAACGGAUGCAGGACACCUGGGUCAACAUUCUGGAUUUAGCCAUUUCCACGUUUGCAGCAUCUGAAGCUCUACAAACACUUGUGUGCAAGUGUGCGUUAGAGCGAAUGAAUGUGUCUGAUAAUGUUGUUUCAGGGUGUUUUAAAAUAGUUUGAGACUUUGUUUGUAUGAAGUUUGUUUCAGCAGCUGUAUGCUUUCUUGAGUGCAGGUCUGUUUACAGGUGUUUGACUACUCGUACAACAACAACAACAACAACUACUGAAGAUUGAAAGUUUAAAGAUGAAAUACAAAACACAGGGUUUGGAGUUAGAGUGGAAUGAACAGCAUUGUGGGUAAUGUAGGCCCCAGUUUGACAUGUGUGGAAUAAAAAUGACAAUAUAAUCUAUAGUCAGUGAUACCAAUGGAGCGGCG